Messenger RNA from Hymenoscyphus albidus, 1226 nucleotides. Lineage: Eukaryota; Fungi; Ascomycota; Leotiomycetes; Helotiales; Helotiaceae. The record is from the annotation of a GenBank genome assembly.
AUGAUGGCACAUUGUCCAGCCCCUCGUCACCGCCCAAAUGACUUUGCUGCCCAUGACACAGAGACAUUUGCAGCGCCAGCUCCCCGUAAGGCCUCCCCUCCGAGCAAGGCUCUUCAAGAACGAUCAAGAAACGCGCCAGUGAUUCAACGACCAAUUCGAAAGGGUACUGAAGAAGAUGGACAUGCCACGAAGCAUUCGAAAUCUAAGCAGAUGGUCUCGAUCGCAGGUGUCUUGAAGAGAAAAGCCAAUGCUCCACGACGCGACAGAAGGUGCAGGAGCCGCAGAGAACCAAGUGUGGAGCUUGAUUUGCUGGAAGACGUUCGAGGUAGGCCAUGCCCUUCUUACUCUAUGUACAGUACACCUAGGGACUGAAAGCUGACGUCUGCUAGAUGGCAUUGAAGAAGCGCGCAUUUCAAUCAUUGAUCAAACUGAAGCUACCUUUGACAGCAGUUACAAGACCUUCAUCAAGAAGCUCAACAGCCUCAAAAAAAGCGAUGCUGGAUUCCUCAAUGAUGUAGACGACCUAUCCCAAUUUCUUUCUAGGCCUCUCGACGAGGAAACUGUCGCUACCUCCAACUCGACCAAGAGUGAUGGCACUGAGGAGUGGCAUCACUUUCAAAUGGGAGUACGCUUGGCUGAAUACAAGACGCUCGUGGAGAAGGAGGAAGCUAAGCAAAACGACUUGUGGAACCAAUGGGAUGAACUUCAGAACGAGUACAUUGAGCUUGGGGCUGAAGUCUUCGGCUCGAGGGCGUUUGGCGAAGAUGCGAACCUCGUGAAGGGAAAGCACAGGGGAUUCAAGAAGGAGAUGGACUUGUUGGACUUGGAAUUCAAAGCUAGGGUUGAGGGGCUAGAGGAGGAAAUUUCGGGUAUCCCGGUUGAGUACCAGAAGAAGAUGAAAACUGCUGAGAAGGUAUGGUUGUUUGUUGUUGGAGUGAUGUGUAUUUUGCUGACUUCUUUCUUCGUAGGAAUUGGAUGCCCAGACGAAGAAGGAACAAGCUAAAUUACUUACGGCACUUCUCUCAGAGUAACGGGCGAUAUGCUUCUGUAUUUGUUGGAGUUGAGUGCAAGCAUCAUUUGGAGCAGACUUGGGAAAACUAGCUAUAACAUCGAGGAUGUGGGACCAGGUUAAGAUAGAGGGAGGAUAUAUUUGCAUGCUGGGAUUCGUUUAUUUUAUCGCUACACAUUGAACUUAGCUAUAUGCUUAACAGAGUCAUUAGACCUCC